Molecule: messenger RNA, 969 nt
Organism: Adineta steineri
Lineage: Eukaryota; Metazoa; Rotifera; Eurotatoria; Adinetida; Adinetidae
Source: the annotation of a GenBank genome assembly
AUGCAAGUCAAUCGUUAUUUGGGAAUCUUCAUCUUUGUUUUCGGUAUUAUUGGUAAUACUCUUAAUGUAUUAGUUUUGUCUCAACGACCUCUCUGUUUAAAUCCUUGUGCAUGGUUAUUUCUUAUUGCAUCAAUUGCUAAUUCCAUCGGUAUUCUUGCUGGUCUUAUAUCUCGAUUUUUAUCUACUUGGGCACUUGAUCUAACAAAUACAAAUCAAUUUCUAUGCAAAAUACGUGCAUUUCUCCUUUUCGAUGGAAUUACUAUCGGUAGUUGGCUUAUCGCAUUAGCUACUAUUGAUAGAUGGUUAUCAUCAAAUAUCAAUGUCAUUCGACGACAACAAAGCACAUUGAAAAAUGCUCAACGUAGUACAAUUCUAGUUGUUAUUGUUUCAACAAUUAUUCAAACACAACAGCUCUAUUGUUUCGAAGCAAAUCUUACUAAUACUCCACUCAAAUGUUAUACACAAACAAUCGUGUGUGGUAUUAUAUCAGAUGUAUGCUUUGCACUUGUUACCAUUCUAUUUCCAAUAAUUGUUAUGUUUAUCUUUGGUUUAAUGACUAUUUCAAAUGUACGCAAAACACAGUCACGUUUACAGCCAGAAACAUUGACAAUGAAUGCUCGUAAUGGUCACGAAUCAACCAUAACCAAUAUGAGAAAUCCAUUACAACGAAAGAAAUCUGAUCGUCAUCUCUUGAUUAUGUUAUUUAUUCAAGUUCUUCUUAUCCUUUUAUUCACUCUCCCAUUAUCAGCAUAUAAACUUUAUUCAACUCUCACUCGAAAUGUUCUCAAGUCAACAUUACAGAAUACUAUUGAAAACUUUAUGUUCAAUAUAUUUCUUCUUGCACUCUAUGUUUCUUGCGGAAUGCCGUUCUAUAUUUAUACAUUGAGUGGUGGUAGAGUAUUCCGUAAAGCACUCUUCAGUUUGAUGGAAGCAUUACGCAGAAAGAUGAUGCAUAUAUUACAUCAAUAA